This is a messenger RNA of Pocillopora damicornis (cauliflower coral), 3717 nucleotides long. Its product is annotated as ubiquitin carboxyl-terminal hydrolase 16. NCBI's taxonomy places the organism in Eukaryota, Metazoa, Cnidaria, Anthozoa, Scleractinia, Pocilloporidae. Gene Ontology annotation, biological process: protein deubiquitination. Gene Ontology annotation, molecular function: zinc ion binding; cysteine-type deubiquitinase activity. The record is from RefSeq and is a predicted model, not a curated record.
CCUCCUUGUCUUGUCAAGAUAAGGUUUCUAAUGAAAAACCUAAGAAAGAUGGAUCCAAGGCCAACAACCAGCUUAAGAGUCAAAUUAAGGGUUUGGCAAAUCUUGGGAACACAUGUUUCUUUAAUUCUGUUAUGCAGAAUUUAUGCCAGACAGAGCUGCUUUAUGUAGCAGCUUCAUGUGCUUUGCAAGAAGGGUUCUCCUAUCAUGUUACCCCAAACAAGAAACAUUUGCCAAAACUAACAUUGAAAGUUGAAGAAGCACCAGGAGAAGUGACUAAAGCUCUAUGGAAAUUACUUCAAGAUUUCAGAACCUCAACUGAUCGAACCUUAACACCACGUCAGUUGUUUGCUGAGAUUUGCAAGAAAGCCACGCGGUUUAAGGGAUAUCGACAGCAAGACAGUCAAGAGCUGCUACGUUACCUUUUGGAUUCAGUAAGAAAUGAAGAACUCAGGCGAGUCAAACUUGCUGUGUUGCACUCAUUCGGUGUUAAAGGUGAUAGUGAUGCGAAGACCUUGGACGACAGCAAACGUGUACAAGUCAAAGAGUACGGAGCGAGCGUUGCAGCACCGCUCAUAGAUAGUGUGUUUGCUGGUAGGCUCGUUAGCAUCGUCACGUGUCACCAAUGUCAUCAGGAAUUCAAAGUGGAGGAGACAUUCCUGGAUUUGUCUUUACCGUUGGCGUCGCCGCCGCAGGAAUCCUUCAGCAACAAGUUCUUUGGAAAAGGUGGUAAACAAAAUCCAAAAUCAUCAAAUACUCCUAAGAAUGUCUCGAAAAAUGAGAAGGAAGAUGAAAAACCGAAGGAAACUAAGAGUCUCAGUAAACAUCAGCUAAAAUCAGCCAAAAAAGCCGAAAGGAAAAAGAAAAAGGGAGGAAAAGGCCACGGAAAGAAAGGAAAAGCGUCGCAGCAGGUCGACGACAAUAAACAAGAUGAUGAUGAUGAAUUAGACAGGAGGGCGUCAGAGGAGGAAGGCCAUGAACUUGACCAGAUGAAUGUGUCUGACCUGGAAGGAAGUGAUAAUGAUCAUGAGAUUAAAGUGAAUGAAACAGAGGUGCUUGGGAAUUCUAACAGUGGUUGUGAAAUGAUUCCGGACAAUGAUAUCCAAUUGAGAGAUAAUGAUAGCAGUUCGAAGUCCGCUGAAGUCAGUGAAAAGGACGUGGACACUUGUAUUUUAGAUUCUAACGACGACGAAUAUUUGGCAGAAAACACAGUUGAUUGUGCUGAUUCAGAGCAAGCUGAGGGCGUGAAAGACUCGGAGGAACAGCGCGCGAUGCAAACUGAACAAAGUACAGAACAUUUGAAUGGCGGAACGAGUGGAAAUGGUUCCACUAAUGACAAUGAAGAAAACAAAAGUUCGUCAAUGGAAAUUUUGAACUGUAACCAGGUAACUGCGUCGAAACAGCCAAGUUGCGAUUCUUUGCGAUGCAGCCAAGAAAAAGGGACUGAGAAAGUUGACCAUUAUCAACAGGGAUAUGAAGAAAUCCCAUCGAGUAUAAAAGAAUUUUUAAAAGAAAUUAUAAAUUUGGCUGUGAACUUGAAUAUAGGUAAACCAAGCGAACUUCAAGACGAUAUUGUCAAUAGUAGUCCAUCGGGGAGUUUUUCGCCUUCUUGUGUAUCUAGUGGUGAGAAACAGGGUAAAGAAACGGCUCAUGAUUUACAAGAGAAACUAGAUGGAGACGAAGUAGAUAGAAAAUCAACUAAAAUUGUUCUUAGUCUUGGCGUAGAACAUGAUUGCGCCCAAACGGAGCAAGAAACAAACAUUACAGAGAACCAAAGACUUUGUUCGAAUUCUGGAAAGGACGAUGAAAACGAAGGGGCAACGGAGAUAUCUGCAAAAAGCGAAGAAGAAAGUGAAACUGAGUCUGAAGAAGAAUUUGAAAAUGAUAACGGGAUAGAUAGGAUUCUUACUGUUCAACCCGCGUAUCGACCCUCCCCGGGCGAAUGCUCUGUUUUGUCGUGUUUAAGCCAGUUUUGCGUCUCAGAAUUAUUAGAUGGCAAUAAUAAAUUUGCCUGUGAGGUAUGUACCAAGCGAGCGCAGCGGAACAAUAAGGAGGAGGGAUCUAGAAAAACGAAAGACAAUGACAAAGAUGAUGUCAGUGGGGACUCUUCGUCAGAAGACGAACCAAAAGGUGCUAAAGCACAGAAGUCUUCGAAGAACAAGAACAAGGACUCCCAACAGCAGACCGUGUAUACCGUGGCUAGUAAACAGAUGCUGAUUUCUCUUGCUCCACCAGUCCUCACUCUUCACCUCAAGCGUUUCCAGCAAGCUCGCUUUACUUUGCAAAAACUAACCAAACACGUGGACUUUCCACUGGAGCUGAACCUGGCGCCGUUUUGCAGCAGAAGUGGAAGGAGUCGAGCAGACUCAGAAGGCAAAGUGCUGUACUCGCUGUAUGGAAUAAUUCAGCACAGUGGUAAUAUGAACAGCGGACAUUACACAGCCUACGUGAAAGUCAGCGAACCACCAUUGAAAAGUCUGUACGACAAAAUUACCUCAAUGAGUGAGUUAACGGAUUUUAUAGAGAAAAUGUGGACUCAAAAGUCCGAAGCUCAACAUGGUAGUUCCCGUACUCAUCAUGAGCCUGCGCCGAGUGGUCAGUGGUUUCAUGUCAGUGAUUCAAGCGUAAGUGCCGCAGCGGAGAGUAAGGUGCUCAAGAGUCAAGCGUACAUGUUGUUCUAUGGCCGCCUUCCUCUUGUCAGUGGAUGACCAAUUCAAUUUUUCUAGACUUAGCAGGGGUUUAAAUUAAGUGUUAAAAUGAUUCCUUUUUUUGUGUGUUUUCAAUCAAGCCCCUUCUUGACCUGUGGAUACAAUCUUGACUUGGUAGCUCGCGAUUACCUCGCGAAAUUUCCAUCACCUUGAUCGGUUGUCGUAAGCAUUUGGUUUUAAAAAUCUCAGUAGAAAAGGUUUAUCCAGAAAAAUCUCACGCCUCGACUGUGAACUGAGCUUACUUUCGGGUAAAUGCAUUGCGCGGCAACGUUUAAGGAAUUCUCAGAUCUGAUCUUUUUGGUUGAACAUGUAUUGUUCACUCGUUGGCAUUAGCCUCGGGUUGUUUGCUCAGUUUUGUUCAAGUUUACGACACUUGAUCAAGAUCUCACAAAGCUUCCGAAAUGCUUAACACCAUUUCUAACACUGAUCUCAGAGGUUUUGAUCAAAAGCCGGUUUCCAGCGGUCUUCCGUCGCCUCUGGGACCACUUACCGCCUUCUGUUCAGCGUACGAGCAGGCUCCCGUGAUUGGGUUCCGUCUCACGGCCCCUUCUCUAGAUACAGCCGCCAAUUACGCCAUCGGCAGCUGCUUACGGAGAAAAGUUAUUGAAACCCCUGUGAUCUGUGAAAAUUUAUUGAUAUAUAUAUAGUGACUGAAUGAAUGACCUUAUACUCCAAAUUUGGUAGAAAAAUUAAUGGCUCUUGGAACCUAAAUAUGAAAAAGGUAUGAGAUUUAGUAAUUCACGUUAUUCUUAAGAAUUGAAAUUGAUCGGUACUCUGUAGCUAGCAUCAGUUAUAAAGAAGUAAGUAAGUCAAAAAAUUUAUUUCUUAUUAAAAAAAGCCGACUUUCCCUCCAGCUUUUCCCGUAAUCCAAGCUCGUGGUUUGGAUAGGGGUUGAAGGCAAUUUGUAGGGAAAAAAAGAUCGAGACAAACGCCAAAAAAAUGCAGUGCAAACUAUACCAGACAUUUGUUUGCGGAUGAGCAGAUGGUAAAUAAAACAAGUUAUGAUACUCUU